GCUGCCCGGGCGGAAAGCAACCGAGCAGACUGCCUGGGAGAGGGGAAGGCGGUUGGAAAGAGAGCUUCAGCAGCAGAAAUGAGCCCGGAAAAGCAUCCUGAGGAAGAGGAGGAGGUUGACUGCGUUCUCCUUUCAGCACCCAAGAUCCUAAAUUCCUCUGAGGGGGUAAAGGAAAAUGGUGGCAGUGAAACAGAAUACGGCUGCAUAACAGAAUCAGAAAAUCAAAUCCAACCACAUUCAGCACUGAAAGCCCUUCAGCAUCAGCUGGAAUCAUUUCAGGCUCUCCGAAUACAGACUUUGCAGAAUGUUAGCAUGGUGCAGUCUGAAAUCAGUGAAAUAUUGAACAAAAGUAUUACUGAAGUAGAAAACCCACAAUUUAGCUCAGAAAAAAAUCUAGUGUUCAGCACACGCAAUGAAAAAGCUUUGGGCGACUGGAUUGUCAAAGAUGAAAAUAAGGAAACUCCUGUCCUGAAAACCCUAAAAGAUCCUAUAGAGAAUCAAGAAGAAACCCUUUCUAUGGAGAAAAUUCAGCAUUUUGAGGAUCCUAGGACUCUUCAUUCAGUAGAAGAAAUAUUCAGUAGUGAUAGUGUUAACAGUCUCUCUCAAGGUAUAAAUAUCCCAUGCCAGAUACAUUUCAAGGACAUAUUAACUUCGACAGAUAACUCAGCUUCAGAAAAUUCUGACUUGAAGAAUGAUAAUAACCUUUAUAAUUUCCUACCUAAUGUACCUCAAAACGGGAUGUCUCAAGCUGAUAUGGUAAUUGUGGAUAAGUCCAGAAUUACUGUGCCUUUUCUCAAGCAUGGAUUUUGUGAAAAUUUAGAUGAUAUUUGCCAUUCUAUCAAACAAAUGAAGGAAGAGCUUCAAAAGUCACAUGAUAGGGAACUGGCACUUACAAAUGAACUGCAAACUUUAAAAGCUAUUCCAAGGAAUGGUAACUAUGACCUGCCCCCAACUCACAAGGAAAAAAUUAACUUUAUUAAGGAAGAAAAUAUUGAAAGUAACUUAAAUGAAGAUAUAAAAUCAAAGAGAAUUUUGGAAUUAGAGCCACUAGUAAACAAAUUACUCCCACUCAGGGAAACAGUGUCAAAAUUCCAUGUGAGUUUUUGUAGGAAAUGUAAAAAACUAUCUAAGAGUGAAAUACACAGGGGGGAAAAGAAUGAGAAAAAUAAUAAAGAAAUUCCUAUUACUGACAAGAAUAUUGCAGAUUUAAAACUCCAUUCCAGAGUGCCAAGACAUGCACUGGCAUUCUUUGACCCAACAAAAUAUGCAAUGAAAGACAAAGAAAGACAACCAUUUGCAGUAAAACAAGGAUCAAUAAUAUUUGAAAAUGAGAAGACAUCCAAAGUCAAUUCUGUUACUGAGCAGUGUGUAGCAAAAAUUCAGUACUUACAGAAUUACCUGAAAGAAUCUAUGCAGAUACAGAAAAAAGUAAUGAAACUGGAGAAUGAAAACCUAACCCUUAAAACGAAAAUUAAACCUCUUGUCUUUAUCACACAAUCUCUGAUACAGAAAAUUGAAAUGUAUGAAAAACAACUUAAGACAUUGGUUGAAGAAAAGAACACUAUUCAGUCCAAGUUAAUUAAAACAGAAGAAGAUGGCAAAGAAUGUCUUAAAGAAUUGAAAGAAAUAAUUAGUAACUAUAAUGUUCUCCAAGGACAAAAUAAAACCCUAGAGGAAAAAAAUAGUCAACUUUCUUUGGAGAAGCAACAAAUGAUAGAAACAUUAGAACAACUAAAAAGUAAGGAACACCAAACUCAAAGUGACAUGGCCAUUGUCAAUAAUGAAAAUAAACUACUGAUCACAGAAAUGGAAUCAAUGAAAACAAAUAUUCUAUUGAUACAAGAGGAAAAAGAAAUGUUAGAGGAAAAAACAUACCAGCUUCUAACGGAAAAAGGCUCACUUGAAAAUGAACAAAAAGAAAACCAGCUAGAGAUAAUGCAGCUAAAAGAGAAAGAAAGAUUGGCAAAAACUGAACAAGAGACACUUCUGCAUAUAAUAGAAACAGUUAAAAAUGAAAAGCUUAAUCUUGAAACAACCUUACAAGAAUCUACUGCUGCAAGAGAAAUGAUGGAAAGAGAAAUUGAGGAUAUUCAAACAUACCAAUCUACCACCGAAGAGAAUUUUCUGCAAGAAAUAAAAAAUGCAAAAUCAGAAGCAAGUAUGUAUAAGAAUAGUUUGUCAGAAAUGGGCAACAAAUGUGAAAUGUUAUCAAAAAUGUUAAUGGAAAUUAAAACUGAUAAUCAGAUUCUAAAAGAAGAACUAAAAAACCAUAGUCAAGAAAGUAUAAAAUUUGAAAACAGCAUCAGUAGACUUGAGGAAGACAAAAUACUUUUAGAAAACUAUGUAAGAAGUAUAGAGAAUGAAAGGGAUACCUUGGAAUUUGAGAUGCAGAAUCUUCAAAGAGAAUAUUUAAAUCUAAGUGAAAAAAUCUAUAAUCAUCGUAUUGACCUAUCAAAAAUGGGCUACAUUUCAAGAAGAGAGAAAUUCCAUCUUGACAUCUAUGAUAUUUAUGAAGACACCUCUAGUCCUAGGAGUAGGCCUUUAGCCCCUGAUUUGAAAGGAAUUCCAAGUAAACCGUAUCAAUUGCUUCCAUCCAAGCCAUGUAAAUAAAUUUCUAAAAUCAAUGUUUCAAAAUCCUUUGUCCAAGUACUUUUUUCAACAAAAAAUUUUAAAUUC
This is a messenger RNA of Balaenoptera acutorostrata (minke whale), 2676 nucleotides long. RefSeq names its product coiled-coil domain containing 110 (gene CCDC110). NCBI's taxonomy places the organism in Eukaryota, Metazoa, Chordata, Mammalia, Artiodactyla, Balaenopteridae. The transcript has 8 exons. The record is from RefSeq and is a predicted model, not a curated record. The coding region runs from base 79 to 2610 and encodes 843 amino acids. Gene Ontology annotation, cellular component: cytoskeleton.